AUGUUCACACUAAGAACUGUGGCAGCAGCAAUAGCUGUUCUGCCGUUUGUUCUAUCCAUCACGCCAGAACAGAUGCUCGCUGCGCCGCAACGCAGCCCAUUAGUCCCAAAUCCCUCGGGAGAACUGGGUGUUUUUAGUGCAACUAGCUAUUCAUGGGAGACUCAUGAGGCAGAGACGGUAUGGCAGCUAAUGAACCUGACCACUGGUGAAAUCUCCCUGCUCUACAAUGGGUCCGAUAUCUCAGAGAUGGUCUGGGUCGGACCGACCGACACGAGCAUUCUCUACAUCAACCGCACCAACGAAGAAGACAAUGGUGGCAUUGGCCUUUAUGCUGGUGACGUAAAUGCCAUUGAUGAAGCGUACCUCAUCACAUCGCUCCCCGCUCCAUAUUCUGGACUGAAGGCGGUAGUCACCCCUUCUGGCGAUGUAAACUUCCUCCUGAAUUGUCUAGCGUGGCCAAAUGGGACAGCUUAUAACGAGGCGAUGGCCGAAACGCCGUUGAGCACAGCGAGAAUCUACACCAGCAUCUACGUCCGCCAUUGGGAUACUUGGCUUACUGAAAGGAAAUACGCCGUUUUCGCUGGCACGCUGGCUGGGGGAGACAAGUACUCCCUGCGUGGAAACUUGAAGAAUCUUGUGACGGGCAUUUCCAACGUGACCCGCGCGGAGAGUCCAGUUCAGCCUUUUGGUGAUUCUAGCGACUAUGAUAUCACCCCGGACGGAUCCAUGGUUGCUUUCUUGACAAAGAAUAUCGACCUGCCAUUGUCAAACUACACAUCCUCUCAGAUCUAUCUCGCUCCUCACAAUGGCUCUUCGCCGGCUGUCCCGAUCAAUGCCUUCUCUGGGAAAACAACGCCCCCGAGUGCCAGGGGGGCAUCAGCAAAUCCGCUAUUUUCUCCAGACGGUACCAAGAUUGCAUACUUCCAGAUGGACGGGAUCUCCUACGAGGCUGACAAGAACAAGAUCUACGUCGCCAAUGUCAAUACCAGUAAUUUCAACAUCACCAACCUGGCAGAGAACUGGGAUAGUACUCCCGACCAGCUCAGAUGGUCUGCCGACGGCACUUCCCUUUUUGUGGUGGCGCCUGAUCUGGGAAACGAACGUUUGUUCCAAAUUCCCCGUACGGCUGGAGCGGGGUUUAAGCCUACAAAUAUCACAAAUGCCGGGAUUGUUGUGUCGUUCUAUGUGUUGCCCAACGGCAAUAUCCUGCUGUCGGAUUCCAAGAUUUGGUCUUCGCGUGACUUUUACGUUAUUGGUCCCAAGGGAAGUCUUGUCUCCAACCUCUUCCAGGCGAACCAAGUCGACCCAGAGCUCGCAGGCCUGGGGCCGAAGGAUGUGUCUGAAUUCUACACUAUGGGUAGCUUCGCCCAAGUACAGAGCUGGAUGAUUUACCCUGAAGGGUUUGAUCGGAAAAAGAAGUACCCGUUGGCAUUCAUUGUCCAUGGUGGCCCACAAGGUGGUUACUAUAACGCCUGGAGCACCGGGUGGAAUGUCAAGGUGUGGGCGGAUCAAGGUUACGUCGUCGUGGCACCGAACCCGACCGGAAGCACCGGUUGGGGGAUGGCUUUUCAGAAUGCCAUUCAGGGGAACUGGGGCAGUUUUCCGUAUCAGGAUCUCGUUGCAGUGUGGGAGCACGUCAACAGCACAUAUGACUAUAUCGACACCGAGAACGGGAUUGAAGCUGGGGGCUCGUUCGGCGGCUAUAUGACGAAUUGGAUCCAAGGUCAUGACCUGGGCCGAAAAUUCAAGGCUCUUGUCACACAUGACGGUGUGACAGACACUGCAGCCUCAUAUUCGACUGACGAGCUGUGGUUUAUUCAACAUGAUAUGAAUGGCACUCUUUGGGCCAACCGAAAGGAUUAUGAUGAGUGGAAUCCCAUCAACCAUAUCGACAAGUGGGCUACGCCACACUUUGUGGUGCACAGUGAGCUAGAUUACAGACUGCCGAUUUCCGAAGGGAUCAUGCUCUUCAACUUGCUGCAGGAGAGAGGCGUCCCGAGCAAGUUUCUGACCUUCCCGGACGAAAACCAUUGGGUCCUCAAGCCCGAGAACAGCCUCGUUUGGUACCAAGAGAUUUUUGCAUGGAUCAACCACUACUCAGGCAUUAGCAAGUCGAGUUCGUGAGCGGCGUCACUGAACUGUUCGCUUGAGCGAACAACAUCAGGAUAGACAACUACAAGAUCCUCUAGAAUAGUUCUUGCAACUGGCAAUGAUCCAACAUCAGCAUAACGAAAGUGCAUG
This is a messenger RNA of Cladophialophora immunda, 2241 nucleotides long. RefSeq lists its product as uncharacterized. The record is from RefSeq and is a predicted model, not a curated record. Lineage: Eukaryota; Fungi; Ascomycota; Eurotiomycetes; Chaetothyriales; Herpotrichiellaceae. The transcript has 6 exons. Gene Ontology annotation, molecular function: serine-type endopeptidase activity. Bases 1 to 2124 code for a protein of 707 amino acids. Gene Ontology annotation, biological process: proteolysis.